CGGUGUUCUUCCUUCCUGCAUCCGAGUGCCACGUAAGAGCAGCAGCGGCGCUGCGUGUCGAGUCCGCUGGAGGAGACGCCACAGGAGCGCCUGAAACCCGUCGAGACACAGCGAGGAACCGGACAAACAUGGGCGGCUCGCAGAGUGUCGAGAUUCCCGGCGGAGGCUCCGAGGGUUACCACGUCCUCAGAGUACAGGAGAAUUCCCCUGGUCAUCGGGCAGGAUUGGAGCCCUUUUUCGACUUCAUUGUGUCAAUUAAUAAUACUAGAUUGAACAAAGACAAUGACACUCUGAAGGACCUGCUGAAGGCCAAUGUGGAGAAACCGGUCAAGAUGCUGGUGUACAGCAGCAAGACGCUGGAGCUGAGGGAGACCACCGUUACCCCUAGCAAUAUGUGGGGUGGCCAGGGCCUUCUGGGAGUCAGCAUCCGUUUCUGCAGCUUCGAGGGAGCCAAUGAAAACGUGUGGCACGUGCUGGAAGUGGAGCCCAACUCCCCUGCUGCCUUGGCAGGAUUGAGACCACACGCAGACUACAUCAUUGGAGCGGAUACAGUCAUGAAUGAGUCAGAAGACCUGUUCUCACUUAUUGAAACGCACGAAGGCAAGGGUCUGAAGCUGUACGUGUACAACACGGACACGGACAACUGUCGAGAGGUGGUCAUAACCCCCAACAGCGCGUGGGGUGGUGAGGGCAGCCUGGGCUGCGGGAUUGGCUAUGGUUACCUGCACAGGAUACCCACCCGUCCCUUCGAAGAGGGCAAGAAGAUCAACUUUACAGGGCAGGUUCCCAGUGAACCUGUUAAUCCCAUGAAGGAUGGUUUCACAGAGGUGCAGCUCUCUGCUGUCACUCCCCCACCUGCUGUGCCUUCUGCUGCCCCUGGGCUCGAAGAGGGGUUGUCCAGCCUGUCAAUCACCUCAGCCACACCCACUAUCCCAAGUGUUUUACACACAGGUGUCCCAACUGUGCCUCUAUUGCCCACACAAGUGAGCCCGUCAUUGACCACAGUACCUUCCAUCGGCCCUGCCACCACACUGCCCGGUUUGACUACCUUACCAGGGGGUCUGCCUCCCCUCCCCAGUCUGCCAAACAUUCAUCUCAGUAUACCAGACUUCAGCGCAGGUUCAUUGCCCCCCAUAGGGGCGCUUCCACCAACUUUAACAGGCUUCACCCCGCUGCACCCCAUGCCUCCGAUCAACCUGCCUGGCAUGGCCCCUCUGGCUGUGCCCACCAUGCUGCCCCCAGUCACAGGCAUGACCCUUCCCCCAUCUAUGACCCCUGUUCCCACUGAGCAGACCCCAGCUCUUAUUCUGGAUGCCACGUCCUCUGCCAGGUCCCUAGGUGAGGACACACCCACAGAGACGGUCACUGCGGAAACCCAUUCCCCACAAUCAACAGAGGCACAGGUGUCCUCAGAGUCCUCAUAAUAGCAACGCUUCCCCAUCCACUUCCGGCUCUCGCUAGAGUAUUUAUUAAUUCGCAGGAAACAUCACACAACCUGUUCACAUGAACCCCACGUACAGCGCAACACACAUCCAGCAGAGACGACGCUAGGAAAGACAGCGCUCUGCUGCCUGCAAAGUACGUUCAGAGCAGAACAAGGACAUCCCUUCCUGUCUUUCUGUACAGCAGUGAUUCCCCCCCCUUCUUCCCCUUGUCUUUGCAUCACCUUUGCGCCAUUUCCUGUGGUAGACCCCCAUAAUCUCCCGUUCAUUAUUCAUUUGAAUGGUUUGUGAUGGGAAGUGUUAGGCUUUCUUUCAGUUUUUCUUUUUUGUUUUUCAUGACUGAGUUUUGGAAUCUGGGAAUUUAUCAGUGUCUCUUGAAGGAGGGAUUAGCCAUCCUUUUCCUCAAAGGUCCCACUCUACAGGUUAUAUUUACUUGCCAGUAAUUACUGAUGGGUCUGAGACACAAGGUGAUGUGAUUUAUAAAAGCAGUUCACCUUUGAGACUUGGGAUUUGCUGUCCCUUUCUAGUGCAGUCUUGGGUGAUUUCUCACUCUUAGCAUGUUGUUUGCUGCAGUAAGGUGAAGUGACUGAAAAUUACAGGUGCUGUUUGGUUGGAAACCAGAGGAGGUCACUGUAAACCACAUAUAUACAACACCUUGUUCACAUACUCGAGCAAUAAACUCAAGGAAUUUUACACUA
Messenger RNA from Scleropages formosus (Asian bonytongue), 2140 nucleotides. RefSeq names its product golgi reassembly stacking protein 2 (gene gorasp2). Gene Ontology annotation, cellular component: Golgi apparatus. The record is from RefSeq and is a predicted model, not a curated record. Gene Ontology annotation, biological process: Golgi organization. Gene Ontology annotation, molecular function: protein binding. The coding region runs from base 129 to 1424 and encodes 431 amino acids. NCBI's taxonomy places the organism in Eukaryota, Metazoa, Chordata, Actinopteri, Osteoglossiformes, Osteoglossidae. The transcript is spliced from 10 exons.